AUGUCGCUCGGUAUUUUAAGAGCUCCAGUUGCUAGUGCCCAUAAGGCAGCAGCACUCAGACCUGCUCUCGCGAUUUAUGCUGCUCGUUCUGUGCACACGUCGAAAUCUGCACAAGCACCCGAAACUACACCCACACCUACUUCGGUCUCCUCUGGUUCUGAGCCUAUCACCACAUUAGCGAUGCACGGCUCAAAUCAACUCAGUCUCGAGCAGCCCCAAAAUAAGGCUGAGUACGUCCUGUCGACAUUAGACAAAGUUGUCAACUGGGCACGCCAAGGCUCGAUAUGGCCCAUGACUUUCGGUCUUGCAUGUUGUGCUGUCGAAAUGAUGCACAUGGCUGCUGCUCGCUAUGACCAAGAUCGUCUUGGUGUCGUUUUCCGUGCCUCUCCGCGUCAAUCUGACGUUAUGAUUGUUGCCGGUACCCUCACAAACAAAAUGGCUCCGGCUCUUCGUAAGGUCUAUGACCAAAUGCCCGAGCCAAGAUGGGUUGUGUCCAUGGGAUCUUGCGCAAAUGGUGGCGGCUACUACCACUACUCAUACGCUGUUGUCCGUGGCUGUGAUCGGAUUGUGCCCGUGGAUAUCUACGUCCCUGGUUGCCCACCGACUGCUGAAGCAUUGCUUUAUGGUAUGUUGCAGCUUCAGCGCAAAAUGAGAAGAAACAGGAAGAGUGUGCUUUGGUAA
Suillus bovinus is the source of this 681-nucleotide messenger RNA. RefSeq names its product ndufs7, NADH:ubiquinone oxidoreductase 20 kd subunit. Gene Ontology annotation, molecular function: quinone binding; 4 iron, 4 sulfur cluster binding; NADH dehydrogenase (ubiquinone) activity. Bases 1 to 681 code for a protein of 226 amino acids. The transcript is spliced from 5 exons. The record is from RefSeq and is a predicted model, not a curated record. Lineage: Eukaryota; Fungi; Basidiomycota; Agaricomycetes; Boletales; Suillaceae. Gene Ontology annotation, biological process: electron transport coupled proton transport; mitochondrial respiratory chain complex I assembly; aerobic respiration.